Hydra vulgaris (swiftwater hydra) is the source of this 5848-nucleotide messenger RNA. RefSeq names its product sperm-associated antigen 17. The record is from RefSeq and is a predicted model, not a curated record. NCBI's taxonomy places the organism in Eukaryota, Metazoa, Cnidaria, Hydrozoa, Anthoathecata, Hydridae. Gene Ontology annotation, cellular component: axonemal central apparatus. Gene Ontology annotation, biological process: epithelial cilium movement involved in extracellular fluid movement; axonemal central apparatus assembly.
AAUAUAGAUUUUCGAGAAAAAGUAGAAGAAAAUGAAGAAUAAUGAAUGAAAAAGUUGCUGACAUCAUCAUGCUCACCUAACUCAGCAUAAUGUCAAAAAUAAAAAGCGGAAAAGCAUUAUCAGAAGGAUAUAAAUCUUUAUUUGGACUAGCAGAAGCAUCAUUUUUACAAGAUGAUUGGCGAUGUUUUAUUGGAUUUUUAUUUCCAUGUAACAAAUAUGAUUUGGAAGUCAUUUCAAUUAUUGGUGAUGCUAUAAAGAAAAAAACUCGAAAACGUUUUACAAUUAUAGACUGCUCUUUACUUAUACAAGAAGCAAUCCAGUUAACACAGUUGAAUAAAAGUAAGGGAAAAUCAGCAGCAGCAAAAACUCCUCAAUUUAUUGAAAUAUGUGAUAAAGUCAAAGAAUUAGUUGAUCAAGGAGAAUAUAUUUUACCAAAGAUUUUUUCCUUGUUACUUAAAUUCAAGUUUUUAAUGAUAAAAGAAAAGAUGGUUGCAGAGAAGUCAGACAUAUUAAAGUUAAAUGAUGAUUUGAACAAAGUUGAGAUAGAAAGGUCUGUAUCUAAGUUAAAAUCUCCUUCAACAGUUGGGAAAAAACCUUCUAAAAAAAUAGAAAUAAUCCCUACUAUUAAAAAAAAUACAAAAAUGAAAUUACGUGGCCAAGAAACUGAUGAAGUCACUACAAUUGAUGAUGAACCUGAUGGAGAAAAAGAUCCAGAUUGUUAUAUUAUAGUAGUUGGUUUAACAGAUGUAUCUAUUUUGGGGCAUCUUGCUGAAAUCAAGGUUCCCGUGAAUGCUGUUUUCAAAAUCAAUACAGAAUACAAAAACAUAUGUCUUUCAUUUGACAAUGAAUAUAAGUCAGAAGUUGUUCAAAUACAGAUAAAUGAUGUAAGUACAGUAGAUGUGCCGAUUGUUGAUCAAAAUUUUAACUUAUGGAAAGACAUCAAUGCAAUAUUUAACUCUAAAGAUUUUAAUAACUUGUUAUGUGAUGUAGCAAUAUUGGAAUUCUAUGUUUCUAAAGAAUGUUUUCCAGAGCAAUUGCUUAGUAGUCUUGAUCUGGAUAAAAAAAACCUGUUUGCUGCAUGGUUAUUUGAUAGAUUAUCUCAGAUUUGUUAUAAAUAUCUUGAGUCAUACGAAGACUAUCAGCUUUAUUUAAAUUGCAUCAAUAUCUUGGAUGUGUCUUAUUCGAAACAUUUAUUGUUAUCUCCUUUAGUUGAAACAACUCCAACUAAAUUACCAGGUGAAGAAAUUUGUUUACAAGUUAAUGAUUUGCGUUAUUACAAUAAAUUGAUGAGUUUUUUUCCAACACAGAGUGAAAAUGUAAACAUAAUAUUAGAUUGUUUACUUGAACAGGUAGUUGUCUUGAUAAACGGAAAUCAAACAUUUAAAGAAAAAACUUCUGAGUUAAAAGAUGUUGAUGAACUGGUAGAAAAUUACAUGAAUAAUAUUUUGGGACAUAUCGAAACUAAAAGUAAAUCAGUAUACUGGAAUAAGAAAAAAGAUAUUGCUCGAAAGCCUCAAAUUGUGUAUUAUGGAGAUAAAACUAAAUUGGAUCUUAUAAAUGUUUGUAAUGAAGAAAUAUAUUUUUUUAAAUGUGAAGAAAGAAUGAAAAAUGUUCACCCUUAUGCCAACUUAAUGGAUUAUUCAGAAUUUAAUGAAGAAAAACUAGUUAAGAUUUUAAGCAAGCGAAAGCAGCUUUUUACCCAUUGUUCUAAACAAGGCAUCAAUGAAGAAGUAUUUGAACGUGCUUUGUGUCAGUAUUUAUUUGAAUCUUUACAACUUCAAACUAUGUCAGAUAUAGUGAUGGAUUCUUAUAAUGAAAAGGAAAAUGAAAAUCGAUUAUGUACUUUUGACUAUCCAUAUAAAAACUUACUACUAGAACCUAAUACAUUGCUACGGAACUUAGAUGAUCAUUGUUGGCUGGAGAAAUUUGAAGCAAGUGUUUUGUAUCAGAUACUUGAUAAGUGCUCUGAGUUAAGGCCUUAUAUAAAAAAGUAUUAUUGUCGUGGCAACAAUAAGUUAUUGUUGAUAAUGUAUAAUCCUUGUAAUGAAAACUUGUAUAAUAAAAUUUCAUGGAAUGGAUGGCUGCAUUCAAAUGUUGGUUUUAGGAGUUAUUUACACAGUGUUGCAAAUGAUAUUAAAGAAUGGGUUAUAAAAAAAAAAAAAAGUCUAUUUGAUAAUAAAGAAGAGCAAGUUGAUAAAACGAACAUUAUGGUACAAGCAGUUCCUCCAAAAGAUAAAAGCAGCUAUGGCCUUAAAACAAGAAUCGAAAUGAAUACUGAAACUCAACUUAAUAAAGAUGUAAAAGAAUAUGAAGUAUCCAAAAAAUUGUCAAGCAAAUCUCCAGAGUUGAAAAAAGCAGGUUCAAAAAUGGAUAAACUUUCAGCUUCUAAAAAGAAAACAAGUGAAAAUCAACUAAGUAAAAUAAAAUCAGCUAAAAAUAUUGAAGAACAUAAACUAAUAAAAGAAACAAAACAAAAUUAUGAUUUUAAUGGUUAUAAUCUUGGUGAUGCACUGCUUCAUUUAAAAUCUGAAUGCAUUUAUAUGUUUCCAGAAAGUAGUUGUUGCAUCAAAUUAGAAAAACAAGUCUUCCAUAAUGGCAACACUUACAUUAACAUUAAUGUGAUAAAAGAUAAUAAUAAUUUUUAUCUGGAAUUUGUUAACCCUUUAGCUGAAAUAGAGGUUUCUGCAUUAAAAGAAGAUAUUACAAACACAAAGUGCAGUAAUUUUAAUUGUGAUAAAUUUAACUCUUAUUUGUGUUCACAUGAGUCUCUAAAACUUCCUACUCUACCAAAAUAUCAAAAAAACAUCAGUUUGUAUUCAGUGUUUAAAACAAGAUUUUCAGAUGGAUUGUUUUUAUCGAUAAGUUCAUCAUUUUCUCAAGAACUUAAUGCUAUUCUUAAUGAAUUAGAAUCAUCUAAAUUAGAAUCUGAAGUAAUUGAUAAAUCUACUUCAACAUUUAACCUAAAAAGUUUAAAAACAAAACAAAAGUUAAAAGAAGAAGAGUCUGAAGAAUCUAGAAGAGAAAAAUUUUACUUAUUUAAACUAGAAGAAAGAAAAUGUCUUAUAAAAAAAAUUAUACAGGAACAAAUGUUUUUGCAGAAUUUAUUUUUAAUGGUUCCAAGCGGUUUAAAGGUUAUUUUUUUACAUAAUGCUUUGAUUGAAGAUAAUAAUGUAGAUUGUUUGAGAUAUCUUACUGUCAGAUUGCAACAUAUACAACCAAGCACUAAGAUAAAUAAGUUAGAACAUUUCAAUGAAGUAUCUGAAGUUUACCGAUGUGUUACAGAUGAUGGUGCUGUUAUUAAAUACAUGACUAACACCUUGGUUGAAAUUUUGUAUCCAAAUGGAAAAAUAUUGAAAUCUGCUUCUGUUCCAAAGUUUAAUGAUAAUCAAUCCACUAGAGAAAAUGAUAAGGAUCUCAUUGAUUGGUAUUAUACAUCAGCUUCCGGUGAACGUAAAUUUAUGAACAAUCAACGCAUUACAAAUAUUAACACACUUUCUACAUUUACCGUGAACUGUUUAGAAACCAAUCAGUUAUUGAAAACACGAGAGGAUGGUGUAGUUAUUGUACACAAAAAUGGCAGCUCUGUAACCGAAUUUCUGGACGGUACAAGAAUUUCUACUUACAGCGAAUAUAGCGAGGAAAACUCUAAUAAUUUUAUAAAGAUUGAGCAUGAUAGGUUUCCCACAGUUAUUGUAAAUAAAACUCUGUCAGAUAUUACAGUUCAGUUUGGAAAUGGGCGACAUAUACAUGGCUCAUGCAAUGGUGAAUAUGCAGUUUCUAAUAAUGGCCAAAAAGAAAUUAAAAUUAAUAAUGAAGGAAAAGUUGACAUUUUUGAUUACUUUGAUGAAAAAGUUGGUGUUAUUGAGUUAAACCAAUGCAGCUCGUUGCAAAGUCUGUUUUUAAAAGAUAGACACGGAAAUCAGUUCUGUAUAAGUUCAUUAGGAAAUCUUAGCAUUGAAAAAAACCCAGAAUAUGAAACAAAAGAGACAAUAUUACCAAGAUACUUUGUUAUCAAUUCUGAUGGUUCUGGAGAAGAAUUAUUUAAUUAUGAUAGUAUUAAAACAUAUGUAACAAUGGUUGAAAAUGAAAAUAAAUCUGUAAUUUUAAAGAAGGAAUUGGAAAAUAAUUCUGAUUCUACUACAUAUACUUUCAUUAGACCAUUACAAGGUGUAUCAGAAGUAUGGAAAGCAAAGAAAGAAAAUUCUAUUAUUCCAGUUGGACUUCAAGAAAGAAAUUUUAAAACUUUUGCAUUGAGAAAUUUUACAAACUCUCAGCGUAAUUUAUUAAAUAAUGAAAAAGAACUUAUAGAGUAUAUUGGAUUUGAAGUGCGACAUCUUGUCAAAUAUAAAUCUCUAAAUGUGAAUAUUCGUGAUCUUAUUGUUAAAGGAAUAAAUAACUAUAAUAAUUUUUUUCUCGCCCAACAAAAGUCUAAAUUUUGUUUUAAAAGUUUGGACUACAGAAAAAGUGAAGAAAAAAGUUCUUCAGAAAAGCUUUUAAAAAUUUUUAGGGAUAGCCUAAAGUUUGCUGAGUGUACCAAAGAAUUUAAGCAAAAAAUAGGUAAUGUUGGAGAUAAUAUCAUUCAAGAAUAUGCUCAAGCAUUUUCUUCUGAAAGUCAAUCAACAGUUAAAAAGGCACAUAAUAUAAGUAUGCAAAAUAAUCUAAAAUUUCCAUCAAGAGCGAUUAAUAAGGAUUUAGAGGAAGCAAAGAUUAUGAUUAAGAAUUUAAAUUUUCCUCCAUAUUUUUUAACUGAUGAAGGCCAAGCAUUUCUUUCUGCUAAUAGUAUUAACUCUGAUCUACAUAAUUCUGUGACACCUGGUAGUAUUGCUUCAUUAAAAAAAGAUGAAAGCUUAAUCGCUUUACAUCAACCGGUUUCUUCAAAGGAGUUUGGUAACAUGCCUUUGUGUGGCUCAUCUAUAGUUAAUGAUUCUAUUCAAGAAUCAUUCUCAUCGUUUAAUAACAUAAUUAAAAAAGAAAAAGAAUUUUAUGAAAAUGAUUCUAUUUAUAAUAAUAAUUCUAAAGAAACUACAAGUAUUGUUGACAAGGGAUUUUCCAUUAAAAAGACUUUUGGUGAAACAAAAACACCUGAGUGUUCACAAAAUAAGCAGUUAACACCAAAACUCAAAGGUUUCAUAAUUUCUCCAGAUUUUGUUGAUUUCGGAAUCUUAACAGAGGGAAAUACUUACAUGUUUCCGAUAUCAAUAAAAAAUGUAGGACUAGCUUCUAGUAGAUUUAGUAUUAAGCAACCACCUCCAUCUACUGGCCUAAAGUUGGUCUAUAAUCAUGGUCUGGUUGCUCCAGGAAUGAGUAAAGAAAUUAAUUUAGAGAUAUUUGCUGUGGCAGUUGGAGUUGAGGGAGACAGUGGUAUUGGUCAGGUUUAUCAUAAAUUAGAUAUAAUCACUGAAUUAGAAACAUUAUCAUUGCCUGUUAUAGCAACUAUUAUCACGCAAAACGAGGACUUUGAACGUGAACGUCCAUCAAAAGGAACAAUAUCUCUAAAAAACUCCUUAUCAGUUAGAGAAAAAGUUAACCGACCUCCCAAGAAAUGAAUAUCAUAAACAGUGUUUACUGCAUUUAUUUAUAAACACACUUACCUUAAGAUAAAUUACAUAUUAUAAAUACAUAUAUAAAACAUACUAUACUUAUUAUAAACAUAUAUAUAAAACAUACUAUAAGUAGAAUUAAUAACUAGAAAUAUUCCAUAAUUUAUAAUAUUUCAAUUAUUAACACAUGUUAGUAUGAUAACUUUUAUAAAUUUGUGAUGCAGAAUGUAUAUAAAUAUUUUAAAAUGAAUUUUUCCAUUUUGCUUUUUUAUUUAGUUGCAUGGCUUUCUUUUUUUUUGUCAAAGUUU